UGUGUCAGUGGAGGCUGAGGCUCAGUCUGCAAGCGCAUCAGCACCGACUGUCGACCCCUUCCCAACUUGUAGCCUAAAUACGGACAGUUGAAUUAGCAGUUAGCAAAAGGAGGAUGAAUCCGAAUUAGAGGGAUUUUUCUCCCCCACAUAUAAGCGUGCUGCCAAGGUUCUGUCGGAGUUUGAGCCCCUGUGCAGAUGGAACUGAGCAGAAGAAAAGUGCCUCUGUAUGGCGAAGCAAAGGUAUUUGCAUUGCUGGAUGGUUUUGACUCUGCGCCAGAAGAUGCAGAGGUUUACAUUGUUUUGGAAGGAUCCACACUGAUCCAUGUCACCAGGGCUCACAGUGAUGUCAUGCUCUGCUUUAUUGUGCCCGGCCAUAAUCUGGCAGAGAUGGUUUCUGUCCAGGCAUACCUGUGCUCUGAAACUAUACCUCUCACCUGGGUAGGCGAGGCUUCAUUAGAGUAUGUUCAUGAUGAUGCUCAGGACCUCGCAGAGCACCUGGUAAUCCAUGGACAUUGUCUGAACUCCACGGAUCACAACGAGCUGAGCAGCCUCUUCAACCUGGGCCAGCAGAGCUCCCAUUGGGCUAUGGAUCACCGAGUGGCCCUGGCUAUGGCUAACCUCGAUAUCCCCCCAAACUGGAAUGUACUCGGGAGCCACAGUGGAGACGAGCACUGUCCCAGAGAGUCUCCCCUCCACCUAGCUGUUCGAUGGGGUAUGUGUCGACUUGCAGAGCUGUUGCUUUGCCAGCCUGGGGGUUUGAUGGCUGUCAAUCUGCCAAACGAAAAUGGAGUCACGCCGCUGCAGCUGGCACAGACAGCAGGCAACACUGAACUGUUGGAGCUGCUCUCCAACCCACCCAAUCCACUAGCUACACCUCCCGCUGGUCUUUCCCAGGUGUGGGCAGACAGAUCUCGCCUGCUUAGGUUCUGUCAUGACAUGGGGAACCUGACUCUGACUGUCAGACAAAACCUGAGGUGGAGCUCGGAGGAGAGCCGACAUGCUGACAUCCUGCUUCUCAGAGAGCGACUGAGAGAUGAGGACUUCCUCAGAGGGAUCAAAGCACUAAGGAGGGAGCGGGUGGAGACGAUCUUAGGGAAGGAAGAACUAGUGGAUGAUCCUGCAGACAGUGCACUGUAUCCUGACAUAAAUGGAGAAAACUCUGCCGUUGAAGAGAAUGUUCCCAGUUUCUACUCCGAAGUAUACAAGGAGCCGCUGAUGUUCUGUUUGAAUGAGGAGGACGAAGAAGACGAGCCUUCACAGUCUGACUCUGAGAAAAGCCAGUCCAUAAGGGAGAGCCAGGCCUCGUCUCCAACACUGGCUGCAGCUGCCAGACUGUCAGCGAUGAUACACGGCAAAGACCAAGUGUAUGCCAACGCCAUGCUGGUGGAUCAGGUGGACGAUGCUGACAUUAAAUACCGCUCUCCAGGGGAAGAGGAGGUCAGCCCUGCAUCUCAUGCUGACAGCUCCAGCUGGGAUUCGUUCUCUGUGACUCCCCCUAAUUCAGGGAACAGCUCCCAGAGCCGGUGCCUAUCGUCACCCCACAACAGGCUGAGGGGAAUCCAAGGUUCUGGCCUGGAGAACCACAGAGAGCAGUCCCCUCUUGUCUCCCCCCCCUGUCCUUUCGCUUCCUCCCCAUCUUUUCCUUCCUCGCCCCUGGCUUCCGCCCUCCGUUUGUUUGAGGAAGCACACAAGCGUCAGCCGCAGACAGGCUUGCCACGCUCUCCUUCUUUGAGUCGUAGAGGAUGCAGCUUCACAGAGGCAAGCCGAGGCCUGAGCCCUAGUCUAGAGUGUGACAGUGGAGAGGAGGACAUACUGGGACAUUCCUACCCAUCCUCAUCUAUAAGGCAACAGUCCACUCUGCGCUCUAGCUCAGGAGAAGAGAGAGACUCUUUUGACGCUUCUCCAGAUUUCAGUCGUGCGCAAUCCGACAUCACGCACAAAUCAACCAAGAGCCCAGAGGAGGCUGAGGUCCGUCUUCGCUCCUACUCCUACUCCUCCCCUAAAGCAAAGCCGUCACGGCCACUGCUAAACCGCGAUGCAACAAUCACUGAUUUGGAAGAAGAUGGAGCAUUCAACAGCAGCGGUCGUUCUCUACUUCAGGCUUUAUCUCUUUCUAAAUCCCUAUCUCGUCUCAACCAAGUUAAGCAGAGAACAUUCAACUUGACUGAGACGCCCAGAGAAAAGAGGGUUUUGGGUUUCCGUAAGCGGGCCCAGUCAGCAGAGGAGGAGAGCAGCGCACCACUCGAACACCUCACCCUCACAGAGUUCCUCAAAGAGAUCGAGGAUGAGGACUGGGAUAAAUACAUAAUCCCAUCUAAGGUCGAGUCAGAGAAGUACAAAGUCAGCCGGACCUUCAGCUUCCUCAAGAGCAGGAUGUCGAGCACUCGCAGCAAGACUAAGGUGAAGGGUAAAGAGGUGAAGGAGGGAAAGGAGAAGUCAGUCACUCCUAAUGGUCAUCAGUUUGUUCCUGUGUCUCCAUCUGGUCCUGCUCUUUGUGUGGCCUGUGAUAAGUCUGUUUCUGGGAAGGAGCUGUUGCAGUGCUCCAACUGUUUACUGAAUGUUCAUAAGAACUGUCGGGAGUCUGUUGCAGCCUGUGCAAAGAAACUGCAAGACAGGAAUGCAUUGCUGAUGAAGAACAAGGCCUUUUCUCUCCCGCAGAACCCUGUCAAAGAAAACCCACCAUCCUCCAUUUUCUCUUCUUCUUCCUGCCCGUCCUCUUCGCUUCCAACAAUGAACAGAGAAAAAAGAGAAACAGUCGCACCGCUUACUAAAAGCCUCUCUAUCUCUGCAGACAGCAGACGGCUGAGCGACUCAGCAGGUGCGGACUCUGAGUGUGCUGCUCCAACUUGCACUAUUAGCUCACUGUCUGAUGACGGGACACCAGUCACAACGACUCCCCCAGCCAUCGACCUGCCAAUCACCACACAAGAUACUGUUGAUGCUCCUUUACUGGGCGACCUGUCCGCUGACCUGCUGGGACUUGAAGCAGAGUCAUGGAGUCUUGCAGUCACUGCCGAAUUUUGUAGGCAACACGACAGACACACAAUCAAACGCCAGGAUGUUAUUUAUGAGCUGAUGCAGACCGAGCUGCACCAUAUCCAGACCCUAACGGUCAUGUCGGAGGUGUUCAGGAGAGGCAUGCUGGAGGAGCUGCAGCUGGAUUGGGACUGUGUGGCCCGGAUUUUCCCCUGUUUGGAUCCCCUGCUGGUCUUCCACAGGAACCUCUUCAGAGCUCUGCAGGAACGCAGACAGGCUGAAACCCAAACAGAGAACUCCCAAAAUUACAUCAUCCACAGGAUUGGAGAUAUACUGCUUCAGCAGUUCUCAGAUGAAAAUGCUGAGAAGAUGAAAAACUUGUAUGGAGAGUUCUGCAGUCACCACAUCGAAGCUGUCAACGUCUUCAAAGAGCUACAGCAACAGAACAAGAAACUUCAAAACUUUGUCAGGCAACAGAGCAAUAACUCGCUGGUCAGACGAAGAGAGGUCCCAGAAUUUAUCCUGCUUGUAACUCAGCGCAUCACCAAGUACCCAGUGCUGCUGGAGAGGAUAUUACAUUAUACCAAGGAGGGAAGUAUAGAACACUCUGACCUGUCAACUGCCCUGGCUCAGAUCCGUGAUGUUGUUGCAGCAGUGGACCUGACUGUAAAUAAAUAUGAGAAGUUUCAGGAGCUUCAGGAAGUGCUGGCCCGGCUGGAGAACAAAAGCUUUGCCAAGCUUAAGAAUGGCAAGGUGUUUCGCAAACAGGACCUGCACAGCAAACAUAGGGAUCUGCAGCACAAAGGGCUGGUCUACUGGAAAACAGCCACAGGACGUCUGAAAGAUACGUUGGCUCUUUUGCUCACUGACAUUCUAGUUUUCCUGCAAGAGAAAGAUCAGCGCUUCAUAUUUGCUGCUGUGGACCAGAAGCCUCCAGUAAUCCCUCUACAAAAGCUCAUCGUCAGAGAAGUUGCCAAUGAAGAGAGAGGGAUGUUUCUCAUCUCUGCAUCCUCAGCGGGGCCAGAGAUGUAUGAAGUUCAUACCACCAGCAGAGAGGAGAGGAAUGCAUGGAUGAGACACAUUCGACAAGCUGUAGAGAGCUGCCCUGAGGAAGAGGAGGAAGAUGAGCGAAGUGCUGAGACCGAGGAAGCCAGGCAAGCUGCAGAAAUGAGAAUUCAGAAGAUCACCAAGUUCCAAGAAACGCUGUUGGGUCAAGACCAACGAAUCUGCAACAGCCUGGAGGAGAAGUUACAGCUUUAUGCUGAGCUUACAGAAUUAACCCUCCAGUCACCAGAACCUGUACCACAUCGCCACCUGCUGGUAGAAUCAGUACCAUACACCGACAGUGAGACACCAAGACAGGCCUCUUCACUGCUCACAGCUGCACUCAGAGAAGCUGAAAACCUGAUCACCAUUCUCCAGGCUCGUGAGGGCAUCGCUGUGCAGAGUCAGAGCUCUCCUGUCCGAGGCCCUGAGUGCUGCAGUUAUAACAGCCACGGCAGCAGCAUUCAGGAGUCUCCGUCUGAGCCGGAUUAUCUGAGCACGCUAAGCAUGAGCUCCACCUCUCUUGGAUCUGACAGUGAAUUAGCCGGGAUGGACAAUUCGUUGUGGAGCUCCGCUGUUGAGCUGAGAAAAGGAGAGAACAAAGGGACACUGGUGAAGGUGGCAGAGAGUGUCCAGAGCCUGACCCAACUUCUAUACAGUCUACAGGCAGCUGUGACCCUCCAGGACAGCUGCUAUGAAGUCCACCAGCUCCUUCUUCAGGAGGGAGAAGGACCUCAGCUCCGAACCCUCGCCUCCCUUCAAAGCAGCCUGGAGCAGGAGAAGCAGAGGAGUAUUGAGAAGAAAAAAGAGGAAGUGGAAAAGAAGGGUUUAGAGAGGAAGAAAGAAGAGGUGGAUGAGGUGCAGAAACUCCAGGUGAAGCUGAAACAAGAGCAACAACGUUGGGACAAAGAAUGUCUGGCCAGAGAGAAACAACAGAGUGAACAGGAGACUUUGCUGGAGCAGCGGGAGCAGCAGUGUCUUCUGGAAGCUGAGCGGCUGCGCUGUGAGCGUGAGGAGCUGGAGGCCCAGCUGCUGGAGUACCAGCAAAAUCUGGACAGACUGAGGGAGGGUCAGAGGAGUGUAGAGAGGGAGAAGGAGAAGAUCGAAGCGCAACAGAGACUGCUCCAGAGCUGGAGACAUAGCCGCCAGAGCAGCCUGCCUGUUAUGAUUCCACUGGGUGAAUACAAGGGGUCUACCCACAGCCGCUCAGGGAGCCUGGAUGGCAACUGUUCAGUGUACAAGAAUGAGGCAGCUUUGCUCACCUCACUCCAACAGAACCACCUCCACCAGCCCACCAACAACAACCAGCACCAGCAUCCUCUCUCCAUGCCAAGAAAAAACCACGAAGACCCCCUGCACAGUUCCACCUAUUCGACCAACCUCGGCCUCAGUGCCAGCCUCUACAACAGCCUCAACACCCUGCUGAGCCAGACACACAGCAAACAGCCGCUGGAUGGCAUGACAUACCCGAGCUACAGUAACAGUCAUGACUGUCCUCAGGCCCUGAAUGACUCCAUCCACCCCUUUGGCAGCAGGAUCACUACACACUCACAGGAGACCAACACUUCAAACUUCAGACCAGUGGUGGACAAACAAUCCCCGGAUCUGUGGAGGUCAGAGGUCACAGGGCAUAGACUUUAUGAGGACGGCUUCUCUUCCUCUCACUCUCUUAACCCUCUCCUCCCCCCUCAGGCGUACCUCUCUCUCGAGGGGCAGAAUAGGGAUGAGGGAGUUGAGGAGAACAUUGUUUACCUCUAAAGGUCCAUGAGAGAAAAAUAAACAAUAUAGGCCACCAGUUGUAUACUGAACAAACAGUAAUAUGUCUGUUGCUUAAAUGUGUGUGUGUGCAUAUAUGUCCAUGUAAAUAUGAUGGAUUUAUGUUCAUCUAAAAUCGGAGUACAGUAUGUGCCUUUAUCAUUGUAUGUUGUGAACUUUAACCAUUCUCCUCCUGUGUGAUCAAACCAUUGUGCCUUUUCACAAACAAGCUCUUUGUAAAUCAGCUUUUAUAUUUGUACUUCUCGUGUUUUCACUUCUACCACAAAUCUUUUAAGUAUCUGUGCACUUGGUUUGAUGACAAAGGUACCUUUGUGCUACAAACCUUUUGACUUCAAAUACAAGAAAGUCAGGACAGAUUAAAAUUGAUGUAAUUUACGUCUUGAGCACUUAAAAUGAAAUAAGAAUAUAUGAGAAGCCAAUCAACCCCUUUUUUAAACUAUAUAUAGAUUAUUUCUCCAAGUGAUCUUUAAUGAUAUUUAUAAGGGAUUGUGGGCCUCUACGAGAAAUAAAAAUAGACCUAUAUUGUGUAUAAAUAUGAAAUACAUGUAUAGUUUUUCGGAGCGGCUACCUAUGCACAAUAUGUUGAAUUGUUUUCUCACUUAAGUGCCAAAAAUAUAUUGCUGUCUGAUGCUGUAGUGUCUGUGAAGAGAGGGUGUAUUUUUUUCCCCUGUUCCUUGAAAUUUCAGAUAAUUUAUUGCUUAAAAAUUGCUUCAUGCACUGUCAACGUUUAUAAGAUUUUGUUUGAAAAUUUGACUUGUAAUCUUCAUAAUCAGAACUGUGUUAUCAUAUUGUGUGUGUGUAUAUAUAUAUGUAAUAUAUAUGUAUAUAUAUAUAUAUAUAAAACUGUUGU
Maylandia zebra (zebra mbuna) is the source of this 6646-nucleotide messenger RNA. Lineage: Eukaryota; Metazoa; Chordata; Actinopteri; Cichliformes; Cichlidae. The record is from RefSeq and is a predicted model, not a curated record.